GCCAGGAACUAACGCCUCUGAUGAUCCGUCCAUGAUGGGGACCCCUUUCGCUCCGGAAGCCUGAGUCUGAUGAAUGCAAUAAAGUUCUGGGUAUUGGAUUCUGGAGGGGCACCUCUUGGGGGCACAGCGGCGGAGGAGGAGCCAGGCAGGAACUGGGCAGGAAAGAGGAGUAGUUGCCUGUGGUCCCCGCGUUGGGUAGUGCGCAGCAGCCACCUGUUGCGAAUUGCCUGGCGGCCGAGGUUCACGUGCACCCGGUCUAGCAAGCGGCUGGAGCGCAGUUGCGCGCAGUUCUCGCCGGAGCCUUGGGCUUCCGCUGGUCAGCUGACCGCCCAGUGCGGAACUGCACCGCCAGGCUGCCGCGCUCUGUACUGCCAGCCGGUCCCGCCACCAUGGCUGGGCUCAUGGUCAGUGGAACUCAAGUGUCCUACAUAGACCAGCACUGCACAGAAAUUCCGGAGCACCUGGGCCGGGACUGUGGCCAUUUUGCAAAGAGACUUGACCUGAGCUUCAACCUCUUGAGGUCACUGGAAGGACUGAGCGCAUUCAAGAGCCUGGAGGAGCUCAUUUUAGACAACAAUCUGCUGGGCGACGACCUCGUGUUGCCAGGGUUACCCCACUUGCACACCUUAACCCUCAACAAGAACCAAAUUACCGAUUUGGAGUACCUCCUCGAUCACCUGGCAAAAGUGGCGCCAGCCCUAGAGUACCUCAGCCUGCUGGGAAACGUGGCAUGUCCCAACGAGCUGGUCAGCUCAGAGAAGGAUGAGGGAGACUAUAAGAGAUACAGGUGCUUUGUUCUGCACAAGCUGCCCAAUUUGAAGUUUUUGGAUGCCCAGAAAGUCACCAGACAAGAACGGGAGGAGGCAUUGCUCAGAGGGGCCUUCAUGAAGGUGGUGAAGCCGAAGACUUCAGGAGGGGAUGCUGCUGUUUCUCCGGAGGGCCACCCCCAGUACACACCUUUGCCUUCUGCAUCCAGAGAGCUCACCAGUCACCGAGGUGUCCUGGCGAGAGGCCGCUACUUUUACUACGGAAGAAACUCAGAGGGUAACAGGUUCAUCCGAGACGACCAGCUCUGAAGCUAAAUUCUACAUGUCUUAGCCAGUUUCAUGAUAAUAAAAUGGAAGAGCAAGAAAACCCACGGGCCAAGUUGUGUCUCAAUAAGAAAUCUGACUCCUGCUUUCAGUACCUUGUGCUGACUUUGCCCGGCCUGUCACCAUCAUCUAGCUGCCUUAGACUGAGUGGUCACAGAGAGAUUGACAUGACUGCCCUUAAGCAGGUCUCAUCCACCAGGGUGACAGACAGCAGCGGCGCAGCACCAGGGCUGACAGCAUGAACGUCAUGAUAGAUUGCCUGGUCUCUCCACUGCUCACAGGGGAACAGGGGUCACACCUGGGGCCUCCUUGGGCUUGCUCAGUGGCUGC
Acomys russatus (golden spiny mouse) is the source of this 1421-nucleotide messenger RNA. It is a transcript of the gene Lrmda, whose product is annotated as leucine rich melanocyte differentiation associated. The coding region runs from base 390 to 1076 and encodes 228 amino acids. Gene Ontology annotation, molecular function: protein binding. The record is from RefSeq and is a predicted model, not a curated record. The transcript has 7 exons. Gene Ontology annotation, biological process: melanocyte differentiation. Lineage: Eukaryota; Metazoa; Chordata; Mammalia; Rodentia; Muridae.